This is a messenger RNA of Abrus precatorius (Indian licorice), 453 nucleotides long. RefSeq lists its product as uncharacterized. Bases 1 to 453 code for a protein of 150 amino acids. The record is from RefSeq and is a predicted model, not a curated record. The transcript has a single exon. NCBI's taxonomy places the organism in Eukaryota, Viridiplantae, Streptophyta, Magnoliopsida, Fabales, Fabaceae.
AUGGGUAGAGGUAGAGGAAAGGAUAAAAAGUUAAGUGUUGUCAAUGACGAGGAUCCUGUAAGUGGUGAGGAUGAAAAAGUUCCUAUGCAAAGAAGAAGAGGGAGGCCACAAAAACUGCUUAAGGUUAAGGAUGACUUUGAUGAAGAACAAGUGAGAAAAUUAGAAGAUCAUGAUGAUAGUGGUGAUAACGUUAAGAAUGGCAUAUAUAGUGAAGAGAUAAAAUUGAAAAGUGUCAACACUACAAGACACGGAAGAAAAAGAAAACGAAAUUUACAUGAGAAAAUAGAAUCGAUAGAGGAGAAAAAUGGUGUUGCAAAUGGAUCAAAGUCAAACAAUGAUGACUUGACGAAGUCUAAUAAUGGGUUUCGGCAUAAUGGAAAUAGGCGUAAAAGCAAACCUCGUGGAGCUGCUGAAGCUGGUGUUCUGUGCAAGCAAGACUAUGCUGUUUCAUAG